AUGGCUUCUACUCAGGUUCAAGAUGUCGUGAGUUUAAAACAUUUUAGAUUUCGGAGAGUUUGUCGGAUGAUUUCUGAAUGCCAACUGACUCCUCUCUUUCUUUCUCAUCGUGCACUCCAUUUUUAAUCGCCAGACAAACAAAAAUGUGGGUAGCCACAAACGUGAAUCAUAUCAUGGUGUAAACGUUGGUCUGUUGUUUCGUCGGCUGGAAAUGUGAUCGAAGGGAAGACUUUGUGAGUGAUCAGUGUAUUUGCCGAUGGAGAAGAUAACCGACGGAGGAGUGUCCGAUAAACGGACGGCAGAUCGGCGGUGCAUAUUAUGAAUUGCGAGGGACCGACAGGACAGAGUGACCUCAGCAGUUGGCGGAAAUGUGAUAACGCAGCAGAGGAGGCGAAGGCAUCGAUUGAAGUUGGCCCCGCUUUGCGAGAACGGAGGAGCACGUCGGCACGAGAGACAUAGACAUCUGCUGAGCGUUCGGAAGAGUCGACUCGCGGGGCCAUCGGGGAAUUCGGGCAAAUAUUGACUGUCGAUAGGGGGUUGACUGGUGCGAUUUGUUGUGAACGAGCAGAAGAGUAGCGGUGAGGAGCACAGCUUACCUGAGCAAGAGCAACUAUGUAGUUGAGGGACUUUUUAGGAUUAACUUGAAAUCAAUCAGGAAGGGUGUUGAAAACGAGGGCUCUGGGAGCAGAAACUCUUCUGACACCUAAUCCGGCUAUCUCCGCUGUCAUCUGAGUGCCAUUCAACCACCGCUAUUUCGUUGAAAAACGUCUUUUUCCGUUCUGAUAUCAUCGUUCUGAUUGAUGUGUUCAUGCCCGACCGACUGGAUGCCAUUUCUUGUCUCAUUAGAGGGAGAUAUAUGUAAAUAGGGACCGAAUACCUCUUGACAAAGAAAUAUGCUCACGAGAAGAAUCGGUGAAGCAUGAAUAAACGAGACUUCUUGCCCGUCGGUUUUUUCUUCAAUCGGGCUCUAGGUGAACCGUGAGAAACAAGAAGGGCAGCUCGGUUUUCAGCCGAAAGUACGCUCGUGAGCAGAGUCGUUUCCCAUUUUUCUUCCAAUUGCAAUUUCUAUUGGCAUAAUCAAGCGGGUUUCUUCUUGUUGCUGGUGUUUCGCGUCGUAUUCUUUCCUCUCCUUUUCUCGUUGAUCCAAACAUCUCCAUCAGUUCAGUUUUGAAGGUAUUCGAUGAAAACUACUCACGGCAGUGCAAGCGUCGCUCCGAUCGAUGUGACCAAUGGGAACUUUGUUAUAUCCGGAUCAUCGAGCGAUCGGCAAGGUGUUAUAUCUGUCAGCGUAACGGAACUUUGCCAUCAUUGCUACGAACGACGCGAAAAGAGGCCAGAGCGAUCGAGUUCAUUUGAACGACUACUCACCGAAUCGGCCAUAAUGCCAGCUAUGCAUCCACUGAAAGACGAGAAUUGGCAUGCUGGAGGAGAUACUUUUCAUAAACGUGCCUUCGUUGGAUCGCUACCACUCGAGAAAGACUGGGAUUUGCUUCAUGAAAAUGUAAUCUAUCGAGCUAGUCAAUCAAUGGACAGUCCGUAUCAAAUGCGACCUCGAUCCUCUUCCGAUUCACUUCCUUUCCGUGCCGAACUGAAAACAACGUACUCGGAAUUUGGAGGUUUCUAUGGCGAUUUAACCGGAGAUGCAAUAGAGCGGGCAGGCGGAAGUCUUGCGAAUCGGUCACAUGACGAGGCCAUAAAAAGCGCGGAUGGUUUUGAGUUUAUUGACGACGGAGAAGACCACGGUUCCAGUGGCGUUAUCAUUGAAGAAAUUGAAGACGAACCCUUGACGACUAUGAACAAUAGCCAAUGGGAUGAAAUUCCAGUGAGGGGAUUGAUCACGAAUAUGGAGAGCUUCGAAUUGGUUUUGUCUGGAAAACUGAAUGGCGAAGAGAAUGAUACCAGUGAGAGGACCGGAGAAAAUGAGCAGGAGACGAAGGAUUCCUUCGACGACGUUGAGACGAAUAAGAAUAUGGAUGAACAACAAUCAGUAGAAUCUGGGAACGCCCUCCCGAAGAUUAUUACGCCAGAGGAUUGGAAAAGGGAAGUUCAGCAAAAACGAAUAAACAAAGACAACGUUGACUGUCGUAAAUCUUUCAUUACUCCCCUGGAUGAGCUCUACAAACAGUACAAUCAUCAUCCGAUCCACUCUAAUGGAGUGAUUCGAGUUGUGCACACUCCGCCGGCUCCUCGGAGGAUUACGACGGUUGGGCACAUCAGGCGGUCUUCUUCCCUUGGUUUAAUUGAAACGUACAGUGACGCGCUGAAAGCCAGGUCGUUCUGGUAUAUCGAAGAAAACUCUGUGGCAACUGUUGCUUCUUCUGAAACGGGGGACGUACAGAAAGUGCAGAAAGUAGAAGAAGUGGAAGAGGAGGAAGAGCUGGUACAAAGCUCAGCGAUCUGUUUGCUAUGCCUUCCGCUCCGUCAGUUCUUCUCUUCGUGCAAGUGGCGAAGCCCCGUGAGUUUCUAGAAGGCUUCGCAUUCUUUCUAUUCCGACAAACUCCCUGGGAAAUUGACUUUGCCCGUGUCAGACUCAAUCAUAAACAUUCAUUAUUUCAGGAACUGGCCGAGGCCGGAGAUACCGUGGCUGAGGUGAAAAGCGGCAGUGCUUCCGGAAGAGGACGUCUGGCUCGCAGAAUGACAAUUGAGGAGGAGCACGCCGGAGACUAUUUCAAGUAAGCGAUUAAAAGACACGUCAUUAUGACGGCGAUUUCGUCACGACGCAAUUCUGCAUCUGAAUUCAUCAUUGCACAAUUGCAUCAUCGUGGAAAUAAGGAAGGGCUCCCCUGCCAGUCGAAGAGCGCGCGCGUUGUUUAUGCUGUUUGGCGGGUAUUCCUAUAGCCACAUGUGUGUGUAUUCGUCGAACAUAUAUUAUUACUUUCAUCAUUUCGCUCAUCGCCUGAGAUUCUACUUAGCACGUUUUGUAGUUAUUAAGCAGCCAUGAAAGCGAUUCGGGAUUCUUGUUUCUAAUCGCCUACGCAUUCUUCUUCUUUUUACGGCAUAUUCCAAUUAGUAGCGGCUGUUAGUGAAAAAAGUGCGUGCAGGAAAGAGUGCUCAGGGAGCUCACAUUGACUAGUCUCCCGAUGAAGAAAAGCUUUCCGUUUACAUGAAAGGCGUCGGGGAGAAUAGAGCUCAUUCGCUUUGUAUUCCGGGUGGGUAAACUGUUCCUUCGAGCGGACGCCUUUUUGUGAGUCACCAUUCGUUUCGAAUGAUUUCGAAAUGUGCGCAACCCUCCCCUCCACUUCAGGUACCAUUCUCCCUUCUCUCCGUUCCCCUUAAUUUCGCUGCGAGACCCGCGAUAGCUUCACGGUCACUGCGCCUUUCGAUACAGCAUUCUGUUCGUGUUCCGUCCUAAAAACUUUCAACUGCUUCUUCGUUCCUCCCGCGUUUCGUUUUCUGAGUUCAUGCAUCUCCGAAUUUUUUUGCCAUUCUUUUCUUCACAUCCGCUUUGUUUGUUGCGCAGCUCUUUCCCAGUCGCAAAGUUCACAACUCAAUCAUCGAAACAUUUGCGACCUUUGAAAAUCGCGAGUGCGGGGGUGGUGAACAGUGCACACCGCCCUCGUGAUUGUUCUGCAACUGUACACUGAAAAUAGAUAAUGAAUCAGCAAAUGCGCAAAAAAUAUGUGCGUCCCGACAUCACGCCUUUCGAAAGUCGUUUAUGUAAACACGUUGUUGUUGUUCUGGUAGGAGUCCGACAUGGGACCGGGGCGUGACCUGGGAAAGCCCGUGCGAAGUCUCCUCCGCGCAGUCUCGCUCUCUUUGCUCGCCGGCGUCGUCCUCCGUCCUCCCCUCUCUCCAUUCCGUCACACUAUUUUUUGCUCUGCGAAUUUUUACUGCGCGCAUGUGAAAUCCGCGCCGUCUUUCUCCUUUUCCUCUAGAUUUUCAUUUCCAAAGCCGGAGUCUUCAGCUGACUGCUCUUUGAGCACUGUCCCCUUCUCGCUGUUUCUCAGAAAGCCAUGUGCUUCUGAUGGCUCCCCUUUUAUUGCUGUCUGAAAGUUGUGUGCACAAGAUUCAAAACGCUUUCGUAUUUCUAAGAUCUGUCAGUUCUAUUUAUUUCGAGCCAACGCACUUCUCUUUCUGACCGCUAGACGGUGAGAGAAAACAGAGUACAUUCGCCAGCUUCUGGAAUGUUCUGCAAAAGUCCGCUUUGUGCUCGGCUGCCUCUUUUCUCUAGUCACAUGAUUUUCAGAUUACCCGUCUUGUUUUCCGUCGGGGCUCCCCUACCUUUAUUGCAUCAUGAUUUUCCGCGCGGAUCACCCGACCUCAUUUCGACUUUUGUGUUCUGGAGAUGUUCGAGCCACAGUUGUCUAAUUGGAUAAGAGGUGGCCCACUCGACCAGAACCGGUUUUUGUUUUCGAUGCGCCGGCAUUCUAGCCUUGAAUUCACUCAAUCAGAGAUGACAACCCUCUCAUUCGCUCCCCGUAGUCCAGUGGCUUUCCUCGCUCAUUUAAUUUUGAAAGGCGAUUCCAUGAGAACACAUACCAGUCACCAUGGAGAUAAAACAUUUACGCGGCUCUCAAUUUCGCUACCAAGCAGCUGCCUGUUUCUUUUUUCUCCGUUUCUGCACAUAUUCCUGCUUGUGCUCAUCUCCUUUCUAAUCCGUAUUAUAUCCGUUUCAUUUUAAUAAGUCAGUUUUCUCAGCUCAGGAAACUAAUCUCUGUCCGUGCGCGCUCUUCUUCAUUCUACAAUCCACCGAGCUGACUCCUUCCUGAGUGGCUCGUCAUCGUGAAUCUGUCAAAACGGGAGCGUUAAACGCCAAACCUUGCGAGCAUCCGGAAAACGACGCGGCGAAUCCCACGUCGCUGCCGCCGUUGUCGAAGCAGCCUCAUCCGAUCCAAGAGGCCCAUUCCGAAUCGCCGCCCAAAUCACCGCCGCGUCCCAAGUUUCUGAAUCAAUUGGCUCCGUCAGUUGCAUUUGAGCAUAAUCUCAAAUCGCAAUCGACUUCAUCUUUUCGCGAACUUUUUGCGUACGCUGCGCGCACAUCUGAAGCUCCCACCGAGUGGGAUUCUGAAGACGACGAAAAUUCGGACAUUCUUUGUCGUAGCAAAAGCAACAUGAGCGACGAUUCGUUCCAAAAAGAACUCGAUGCCGCCGCUUAUGAUAAGUAAGUUUGAAACAUCUUCCACCGUGAACUUUCCAACUCAUGGGGUGCGCUUGUUUGUGAUUCCAAAACAAACGUUAAUUAGAAAUUUAACUCGUAUCCAAUGUACCGCCUCUGGUCCUUCAUCUCUGGGGACAGAGUUCUCGCAAAGCAGUCGAUUAGAAGCAUCGAAAAUGCGAAGCACAUUGCGCACGCCGAGCAGGUAACCAAGCCGACGGCGCUCAAUUUGUCAAUAACCGAGAAUAUUCUAAGGCGCCGUUGACUCCAAUUUUAUCCAAAUUGAUUGCCGAGCCAGCGGUCAAUGUCGACGCGAAUAAUAAUGUGAAAGCGGGAGAGGAACCCAGAGAUGAGGGGGUUCGCCCGAAGACUCACGUCUGUUCGCAACCAAGUUUCAGACAGAAUUCAUACAAAACUAGGUAAAAUCAAAAGCAGAAUUGUGUCAGAUGAUAGGUAUUCGAAUAAAUUGCAUCUCGAUACGAAUUUUAGGCAAGAGCAAAAACUCGAUGCCGUUCCGGCCACCACUCACAUGGAGCACUUGUGCCGUCUGAACAUCCGCGAGGCCCCGCACCUUGUCCGCCAGACUGGAAUCAUUUGCACGAUCGGACCUGCUUGCGGCAGCGUCGACAUGUUGCAGAAGAUGAUUCUCAACGGAAUGAACAUCGCCCGUCUCAACUUCUCGCACGGAUCGCACGAGGUUGACACUUUGGAAGCCUCGUGACUUGCCUUGCAACUAAAUAAUUUCAGUAUCACGCGGGCACUAUCGCCAAUGUCCGUGAGGCUGCUGAUUCCUUCUCUGAUCCACGUGUCAUCGGAAUAGCUCUUGACACGAAAGGACCCGAAAUCCGUACCGGACUUCUCGCUGGAGGCGCUUCCGCCGAAAUCGAGCUCGUUAAGGGAGCUUCAAUCCGUCUGACGACUGACUUGCACUUCUCCGAGUCGGGAACUGCCAUCAAUCUUUUUGUCGACUACAAGAACAUUGCCAAGGUGCUCGCUGUUGGCUCUCGUGUCUACAUCGACGACGGACUGAUCUCCCUCGUCGUCGAGGAACUGCAGAACGACGCCGUCGUCUGCACGGUCGAGAACGGAGGAAUGCUCGGAAGUCGUAAAGGAGUCAACCUCCCAGGAACCAUCGUCGAUCUUCCCGCGGUUUCCGAGAAGGACAUCAAGGAUCUGCAGUUCGGAGUCGAGCAAGGAGUUGAUAUUAUCUUCGCCUCGUUUAUCCGCAACGCUGAUGGAAUCCGUACGAUCCGCAAAGUGCUCGGAGAGAAGGGAAAGAAGAUUAAGAUCAUCGCCAAAAUCGAGAACCAGGAGGGAGUCGACAACGUGAGUGCCAGUAGAACGAAUGAUAUCAAUAAAUUAGGAUGGUUUCAGGCGGAUGAAAUUAUUGCUGAGUCCGACGGAGUCAUGGUUGCUCGUGGAGAUUUGGGAAUCGAGAUUCCAGCGGAGAAGGUUUUCCUCGCUCAAAAGGUAUACCUUCCUUCGUUUUCUUCAUUUUCUUCUCUUACAUCUGAAUUCAUUUUCAGAUGCUCAUAUCGAAGUGUAACCGUGCCGGAAAGCCGGUCAUCUGUGCCACUCAAAUGCUCGAAUCCAUGGUCCACAAGCCACGUCCGACUAGAGCGGAGGGAUCCGACGUCGCCAAUGCCGUGAGUAAACAUUCUCUCUUCUUUAUAACGGCGGGUCGACCUCCCUUCAAUUGAAGCGCAUUUGGCGGAGUGGGUUGUACGUUUGCGCGUCGCUUUGGAGGCGCAGGUUGGCCCCCUUAGGGGCACAGAGUUGCAUUUGUUCGAAACAAGAUCAUGUGCGCUAAGUUGCCCCGAAAUGGAAUCGGGUUAUAAGAAAAUUGUGCUUGUCGUCGAGUACCAUUGAUAUCAAUUCGAACAUUUUACUUUGUUUUUCAGGUGCUCGACGGAGCCGACUGUGUGAUGCUUUCCGGAGAGACUGCGAAGGGAGACUACCCAAUCGACGCUCUCAAGAUCAUGCACUACAUCUGCAAAGAGGCCGAAGCAGCUGUCUACCAUCGCAGACUCUUCGACGAGCUUCUCCAGAACACUCAAAAGCCGACCGACAUGUCCCACACGAUCGCCAUCGCUGCCACUUCGGCCGCUGCUUCAUGUCACGCUUCGGCCAUUCUUCUCAUCACCACCACCGGAAGAUCUGCCAUCCAGUGCUCUCGAUACAAGCCAGCCGUUCCAAUCCUCACCAUCUCGAGAGAUGUGGCCGUCUGUCGUCAGCUCCAUCUGUACAGAGGCGUCUUCCCGGUCUUGUAUCCGGCGGAGCGUGCUGCCGAUUGGCCAACUGACGUAGACAACAGAAUCAGCCACGCGAUCGCCAUUGGAAAAGAUCGUGGAUUUAUCCACAAGGGAGAUUUCCUUGUCGUUGUCACCGGAUGGAGACAAGGUAAAUUAUUUUGACGAUGUUCUUCUAUAGCAUUCGCGUUUUUAGGAGCCGGAGCGACCAACACCCUCCGCAUCAUCACCGCCGAGUAG
This is a messenger RNA of Caenorhabditis sp. 36 PRJEB53466, 7584 nucleotides long. The record is from the annotation of a GenBank genome assembly. NCBI's taxonomy places the organism in Eukaryota, Metazoa, Nematoda, Chromadorea, Rhabditida, Rhabditidae.